GAGCGGAACUUUCCAGCAACAACUUCCUGCUGGUUGAGGGGGUCUGUUUACAGCGUCGGAGAGGAUUUCGUGUGUUUAACCGUUGUAAAUUGGAGAAUAACAGCGAUGGAUAUUCUGAAAGCGGAGAUCGCGAGGAAGAGAAAACUGAUAGAAGAGAAAGAACUUGUGGAUGAUUCAAAGAAGUACUUCAAGCGAGCUGAGCUUGCCCGAAAGGAGGAAGAAGACUACUACAAAAGAUGUGGAUACAAGGUUGCUCAUGAACAGCCUGUGACUCAGAUGGAUAAGAAGGAGGAGGAGGUCACCCCGUCCACUGCAUCCAACCCUGUGUUAGAAUUGGAGCUCACAGAGGAGAAGUUACCAAUGACUUUGUCUCGACAGGAAGUAAUUCGGCGUCUGAGGGAGCGUGGGGAGCCGAUCCGUCUAUUUGGAGAGACCGAUUAUGACGCCUUCCAGAGACUUCGAAAGAUUGAGAUCCUUGCACCAGAAGUGAACAAGGGCUUGAGGAAUGAUUUGAAGGCUGCUAUGGAUAAGAUUGAUCAGCAGUACCUGAAUGAGAUUGUGGGUGGUCAGGAGGCAGGAGAUCUGGACACACAGCAUGAUCUGAAAGUGCAUGAAGAAAACACCACCAUCGAGGAGCUUGAGGCUCUUGGGGCGUCUUUGGGCACUGGAGAUGACGUAAGGGAUAUGGACAUCAUAGACAAAGUGCUGCGGUUCUUACUGGGUGUGUGGGCCAAGGACCUAAAUGGCAGAGAAGAUCAUGUGAAGCGCAGUGUGCAGGGAAAGUUGGCCAGUGCCACACAAAAACAGACAGAAUCUUACCUCAAGCCUCUCUUCAGAAAACUACGCAAGAAGAACUUGCCUGCAGACAUUAAAGAGUCCAUCACUGACAUCAUCAAGUUUAUGCUGGAGAGAGAAUAUGUAAAGGCAAACGACGCAUACCUGCAGAUGGCGAUAGGGAAUGCUCCAUGGCCUAUCGGUGUAACCAUGGUGGGCAUUCACGCUCGUACUGGUCGAGAGAAGAUCUUCUCCAAACAUGUUGCUCACGUUCUCAACGAUGAAACCCAGAGAAAGUACAUUCAGGGUCUGAAGAGGUUAAUGACGAUCUGUCAAAAACAUUUCCCCACAGACCCUUCAAAAUGUGUAGAAUACAACGCCCUCUAACUAUCCCCCCGUACCUCUUCAUUUUGUAAAUAACAUAUCUGUUGUAAAUAUUACAGUAUUAAAGUCAAAAUAAAAACUUUUAAAUAAGAA
Colossoma macropomum (tambaqui) is the source of this 1251-nucleotide messenger RNA. RefSeq names its product PRP18 pre-mRNA processing factor 18 homolog (yeast) (gene prpf18). The coding region runs from base 106 to 1161 and encodes 351 amino acids. NCBI's taxonomy places the organism in Eukaryota, Metazoa, Chordata, Actinopteri, Characiformes, Serrasalmidae. Gene Ontology annotation, biological process: RNA splicing; generation of catalytic spliceosome for second transesterification step. Gene Ontology annotation, cellular component: U4/U6 x U5 tri-snRNP complex; U5 snRNP; U2-type post-spliceosomal complex. The transcript is spliced from 11 exons. The record is from RefSeq and is a predicted model, not a curated record.